AUGGACGCAGAUGACAUCGAUGAAGUUCUACAAGCUUACAGAUAUCCUCAAUCAAUUACUGAUCUUGGAAAUUUUUAUUUUUAUUUUGGCCCAUUAUCAGUUUUCAUUAAUAUCUCUACUUUCAUUCUCAUUUAUACGAAGACACCCCUAGCGAUGAAAACCAUCAGAGACACUCUCCUCGUCCUGCAGGUAAUUUUGACAUUUAUGGAUAUCGUGAUGUUCGUUUGUCGGCCUUUCGCCUUCAUCCCUCACAUUUUGAUCAUCGUCUACGGUUUCUUUGACAGUCCCACAUCCAUAAACUUACAAGUGGUUCUAAUCAUUAUCCUCCUUUACGUUUCCAUAUCAACAUCCCAUAUUCUAUUGUAUCAACGAUUUCGAACAUUACUCAAAGCUAAUACCUUCUUCAAACUUAUUUCAACUGAUGUACGGUAUAUCAUUGCUUUGAACAUUGUGUUCUCAGUAACAGCGGUACCCUUGUUCUUCAUCUUUAUCACAUCCAAUCAAGAAGACAGUCGGCAAUACUUCUUAGAGAAUCACCCUUGGUCCCAUGAAAUCAUUACAAACCGAGCAGUAUGUGUCGUCCAGAUCAAAAGCUUGUAUCAUACGCUCAUCCUCUUCAUAGCCUUUUUAGGAAUCUUCGAACACUUUGUUGCUUUGAUAAUCGCUGUAAUAUGCAUGAAGCUAGUCAAUGAAGUGUCCAGCAAUACAGCAAGUAAACAGGCACGUCUUAUCCAGAAACGAUUCACUCACGUUCUAAUUGCUCAAGUUGUCAUUCCUACUUUGGCCAUUCUGUUGCCAGCUUGCUUAGCCACUACCUCCAUCCUUCUGACUCUGCGAACGAAGUGGAACGGAAUUCUGAUAGAGCUUGGAAUCAUCAGCAUCUCCUUCUAUGCGACAACUUCGUCGUUGUGCAAGGUAGUCUGUUGCUGUAACUAUCGAAUGGUUCUAUGGAAUGUAUGUUGUAAAACAAAAGUUUAUUCCGUCUGA
Molecule: messenger RNA, 987 nt
Organism: Auanema sp. JU1783
Lineage: Eukaryota; Metazoa; Nematoda; Chromadorea; Rhabditida; Rhabditidae
Source: the annotation of a GenBank genome assembly